CAGCCUGAAGGAUCCCUGGACACGCUUAAACAGGGGCACGAUUGACGCAGUCGCCUGCAGGCCGAGCCGCCCAAGAAAAAAAAAGUGGCCUCAAGCCUUACCUAACACCCUUGCAACGUGUCCAACGACACAUCAUCCACCUUAAUCCAGUCUGUGCGAGCUGGCAGUCCAAGGAAUUUAGAAAGACGUGAGCAGCCGCUGCAGGUAGCCAAAUAUGUCCGACUCCCCCCAAUCCAAUUCAAAGGAUGUCGAACAAGGUGCACCGUCACCCGGCGAGGAACCACAAAUGAACGACCCUCAGGACCCACACUCGAGCGGGCUCAACCAGUAUGAGUUCGAAGUCAAGGAACAGGACCGGUGGUUGCCCAUAGCCAAUGUCGCUCGUAUUAUGAAGAAUGCGCUUCCCGAAAAUGCAAAGAUAGCCAAAGAGGCAAAGGAGUGCAUGCAAGAGUGCGUGAGCGAGUUCAUCUCUUUCAUCACCAGUGAAGCCUCGGAAAAAUGCCAGCAAGAAAAGCGCAAGACGGUCAACGGCGAGGACAUCUUGUUCGCUAUGACGUCCCUGGGAUUCGAGAACUAUGCGGAGGCUCUUAAGAUUUACCUUUCCAAGUACAGAGAACAGAAUCAGACAAAUCGUAGCGAGAACCAGCAGAAUCGGCCCAGCAGCCAGGGUUACGGUGCGCCUCAGGGCCAGAACCAACCUGGACAGGGCGGUUUUUCCAGCAACGACCUUGGCGGCCAGCAAGAAAGUGGCGAUGCUUCAGGCUACAACCUCUAUGGCGCCCAGACAGGUCAUAACGGUGGCGGUGCUGAAGGGUACUAGGGGCCCGCAGAACAUGGCGUUAUUGGCAAGAAGCAAUCCCCGGAA
Messenger RNA from Neurospora tetraspora, 865 nucleotides. Its product is annotated as histone-fold-containing protein. Gene Ontology annotation, molecular function: RNA polymerase II cis-regulatory region sequence-specific DNA binding; DNA-binding transcription activator activity, RNA polymerase II-specific; protein heterodimerization activity. The transcript is spliced from 4 exons. Gene Ontology annotation, biological process: regulation of transcription by RNA polymerase II. Gene Ontology annotation, cellular component: CCAAT-binding factor complex; nucleus. The coding region runs from base 215 to 820 and encodes 201 amino acids. NCBI's taxonomy places the organism in Eukaryota, Fungi, Ascomycota, Sordariomycetes, Sordariales, Sordariaceae. The record is from RefSeq and is a predicted model, not a curated record.